Nothobranchius furzeri (turquoise killifish) is the source of this 2929-nucleotide messenger RNA. RefSeq names its product glutamine-fructose-6-phosphate transaminase 2 (gene gfpt2). Gene Ontology annotation, biological process: carbohydrate derivative biosynthetic process; protein N-linked glycosylation; fructose 6-phosphate metabolic process. Gene Ontology annotation, molecular function: L-glutamine:D-fructose-6-phosphate transaminase (isomerizing) activity; carbohydrate derivative binding. Lineage: Eukaryota; Metazoa; Chordata; Actinopteri; Cyprinodontiformes; Nothobranchiidae. The record is from RefSeq and is a predicted model, not a curated record.
CACCGUUUAAAUGAGCAGGAGGAGUGUCGGAGUGAGCACUCCGCUCGGAUUUAACUGCAGCAAGCCCAAAGCAUCACUCCAGCUGAGAAACUUACGUUCAGAACUGUGUCCAACAAUCAGGAGGAAGCGUGAAUCAUGUGCGGGAUCUUUGCUUACCUGAACUACCAAGUUCCUCGCACCAGGAAGGAGAUAUUUGAGACGCUGGUAAAGGGACUGCAGAGGCUGGAGUACAGAGGGUACGAUUCAGCAGGCAUUGCUGUGGACAGCCCUCACAAGACAACCAGUGACAUCAACAACAGCAUCUGCUUAAUUAAGAAGAAGGGCAAAGUCAAGGCUCUGGAUGAGGAGAUACAUCAGAAAGAGUUGCUAGACCUGGACGAGGAGCUGCACACACACUUUGGCCUGGCACACACUCGCUGGGCCACACAUGGAGAACCAAGUGCUCUCAACAGCCACCCUCAUCGCUCUGACAAGAAUAAUGAGUUUGUCGUCAUCCACAAUGGCAUCAUCACCAACUACAAGGAGCUGAAGAAGUACCUGAUCACCAAAGGAUAUGAGUUUGAGUCGGACACAGACACGGAAGUGAUCCCAAAGCUGAUCAAAUACAUUUAUGACAAUCGAGAGAACAACAGCAUCACCUUCUCCACACUGGUAGAGCGAGUAAUCAAACAACUGGAGGGAGCUUUUGCCCUGGUGUUCAAAAGCCGUCAUUACCCUGGAGAGGCUGUGUCUACCAGGAGAGGAAGUCCACUGCUCAUCGGUGUGCGAAGCGAACACGAGCUACACACCGAGCACAUCCCCGUCCAGUACAACAACGCAGGUCACUUCAAGGAGGAAGUGCAAGAAAAGAACAGCCACAACAAGUCCGACAGCUCCAAUGCCAUCAACUCCGUUGGGGAUGGCAAGGCCGUGGAAUACUACUUUGCAUCUGAUGCAAGCGCCAUUAUCGAGCACACCAACAAGGUGCUGUACAUGGAGGACGAUGACAUCGCUGUAGUGAAAGGAGGGAACCUCUCGAUCCACAGGAUGAACCGGCAGGCCGGUGAGGAUCCAGUGAGGGCAGUUCAGACCCUCCAGAUGGAGCUGCAGCAGAUCAUGAAAGGAAACUUUGAAGCCUUUAUGCAGAAGGAGAUCUUUGAGCAGCCAGAGUCGGUUGUCAACACCAUGAGAGGGAGGAUUUGUUUUGACACCAACGCAGUGGUUCUUGGUGGACUGAAGGACCACCUGAAGGAAAUCAAGCGCUGCAGACGGUUAAUCAUGAUUGGUUGUGGCACAAGCUUCCACGCUGCAGUCGCUACCAGACAGAUCCUCGAGGAGCUGACAGAACUUCCUGUCAUGGUGGAGCUGGCGAGUGACUUCUUAGAUCGCUAUACCCCUGUCUUUAGAGAUGAUGUCUGCUUCUUCAUCAGCCAGUCAGGAGAAACAGCAGACACUCUGAUGGCUCUGCGCUACUGCAAAGAUCGCGGUGCUCUCACAGUUGGCAUAACAAACACCGUGGGGAGCUCCAUUUGCAGAGAAACCGACUGUGGAGUUCACAUCAAUGCAGGACCAGAGAUAGGAGUGGCUAGCACCAAGGCCUACACCAGUCAGUUUGUGGCUCUCAUCAUGUUUGGUCUGAUGAUGAGUGAGGACAGACUCUCCCUGCAGAAAAGAAGACAGGAGAUCAUCCAAGGCCUCAAAAUGUUACCUGAGCUGAUCAAAAAGGUGCUGUCGCUGGAUGAGAAGAUCAAAACCAUCGCCAAUGAACUGUAUGAGCAAAAGUCCCUUUUGGUCAUGGGUCGAGGUUACAACUACGCCACUUGCCUUGAAGGGGCACUGAAAAUUAAGGAGAUCACAUACAUGCACUCAGAGGGUAUCCUGGCUGGAGAGCUGAAGCAUGGUCCUUUGGCGCUCAUAGACAAACACAUGCCUGUCAUCAUGAUCAUGAUGCGUGAUGCUUGCUACACUAAGUGUCAGAACGCCCUGCAGCAAGUCACUGCCAGAUCGGGCCGACCCAUCAUCCUCUGCUGCCAGGAAGAUUCAGAGGCGAUAAAAGACGCCUACCAGACCAUCGAGCUGCCACAGGCUGUGGACUGCCUGCAGGGCAUCCUCAGUGUCAUCCCUCUGCAGCUGAUGUCUUUCCACUUGGCCGUUCUGAGAGGAUACGAUGUGGACUGUCCCAGAAACUUGGCUAAGUCUGUGACUGUGGAAUAAUUAUCAUUUGUAAACUCCAGAGAAUUGGCUUUAGAAGAUUCACAGAAAAAUUGUGCAAUCAAGAGUUGUGUGUGUGUGUGUGUGUGUGUGUGUGUGUGUGUUCGUGUGUGUGUGUGUGUGUGUGUGUGUGUGUGUGUGUGUGUGUGUGUGUGUGUGUGAGAGAGAGAGAGAGAGAGAGAGAGAGAGAGAGAGAUAGAGAGAGAGAGAGAGAGAGAGAGAGAGAGAGAGAGAGAGAGAGAGAGAGAGAGAGAGAGAGAAAGAGAGAGAGUGUGUGUAUUGUGUGAAUGGUGAUGUGAGAGAGGUCUUGAAAAACUGAGACAUUUAGAUUAUUGAACUUGAAGUACAGAAAGAAAUGUGACAUCGGACCAAAACCUUAUGAGGGAUUCUGCAAAAACUACAAUCAUACAGCCAAAGUGACCUGCUGUGCCUUGAAUAUGUCACGACACGAGCCAAACUUGCCAUGAGGCUUAGAAGAAGAAAACUUGUUUAUUGAAGUGUUUACAAAUGUGCAAUACUGACACUAAACAUGGAUUAUGAAUGUAUAUAAUCACAGGGCCAUUUUCUGUUUUUGUUUUUUGAAUUUAUUACCUACAGUGGGGUCUUUAUUAUUUUAUUUUAAUUUAAAUGUCAUUGUCAAGAACCAGUUUAUACAGGGUUUACUUCAUUUGUUUCUGUUUUUCUGCUUUUGUUGUCAGGUGAAACCAUAUGAAAUAAAGAGCAGUAAAAUUAAUGUUAA